Molecule: messenger RNA, 1144 nt
Organism: Stereum hirsutum FP-91666 SS1
Lineage: Eukaryota; Fungi; Basidiomycota; Agaricomycetes; Russulales; Stereaceae
Product: ferredoxin reductase-like C-terminal NADP-linked domain-containing protein
Exons: 6
Coding region: 75-1079 (334 amino acids)
Biological process (GO): ergosterol biosynthetic process
Molecular function (GO): cytochrome-b5 reductase activity, acting on NAD(P)H
Source: RefSeq, a predicted model, not a curated record
CGUGCGCGAGUGAAGGCGUCGACGGCUGACUGUGCUUACUCUCCGUUGCACUCUCGUCCAGACCACCAUCUACCAUGUCUUUCAUUCGCCUUGCCACCCCAUUGCGCUCAGCAGUGCCCCGUACGGCUUACCGUCGUCUCUCCACACAAACGACCCCGGAGAAGAAAUCCAACAACACGGCACUCUACUUCCUCGGCGCAGGUAUCGCAGGUAUCAGUGGUUACAUCUACCUUACUGGCUCGGCAACCGCGAAAGUCAAAGCUACGAACACCGAAUCUCCUCUCGACCCGAAGAGCUUCAAGGAUUUCAAGCUGAAGGAGAUUAUCCCAUAUAACCAUAACACCGCACGCUUCGUCUUCGAACUCCCCAACAACGAAGCCGCCCUCCUCCCCGUUGCCUCUUGCCUCGUCGUCCGCUCUCCCGAAGACCUCCCCGAAGAUGAUCCCCGCGCCCUCAAAGACUCCAAAGGCAAACCCGUCAUCCGCCCCUACACUCCCGUUUCCCAACCCGACGAACCUGGCGUAUUGACGUUGUUGGUCAAGAAAUACGACAAUGGUGUUGCGUCGAAGUACAUCCAUGAGUUGAAGGUCGGAGAUAAGCUUGCGUUCAAGGGCCCGCUCCCGAAGUACCUGUAUAAAGCCAACGAGUUCGAAGAGGUUGCGCUUAUCGGUGGUGGUUCAGGAAUCACCCCUCUCUACCAAAUCCUCACCCACGCUCUCCCCGACCCCGCCAACAAAACCAAAUUCACCCUCAUCUUCGCCAACCUAACCGAAGAAGACAUCCUCCUCCGCGAAGAAUUCGACGACCUGAAGAAAAAGUACUCGGACAAGUUCGACGUCGUGUAUGCCUUGGAUAAGCCCAAGGAAGACUGGAAGGGCGAGACUGGACAUUUGACGGGCGAAGUAUUGAAGAAGUAUCUCGCGAAGCCGGAGUUGGGCGAGAAGGUCAAGGUGUUCAUUUGCGGACCUCCUGGGCAAGUCAAUGCCAUUGCGGGCAAGAAGGACGGGUACCAGCAGGGCCCUCUCGGCGGUAUCCUGAAAGAGCUCGGAUACAAGGAGGACCAGGUGUACAAGUUCUAGACGUCUGUAUGAUUACUCGGAGUCCUCUAUGGGCGAAUAGAGAAUGUACGUGAAUGACAAUCUAU